AUGACAAGCAACAAAGUUCGCAGAGACAGGAAAGCUGACAAGGAUAUCCAUUUGAACAGAUGCUCCAUUUCGCCCGAUUGCGUCGCAAAAUUCAACGAGCUGAAGCUCAACAAGAAGAUCAAGUACAUCAUUUACAAGUUGACGGACGACUAUAAGGAGAUUGUUGUUGAGGAGACCAGCGAGGAUGGCGACUGGGAAGCUUUCCGCGAAAAGUUGGUUACCGCACAAUCGAAGAGCAAGACUGGCAAGGUUGGCAAAGGUCCAAGAUAUGCUGUCUACGACUUCAACUACGAGUUGGCUUCGGGUGAGGGAUCAAGGAGCAAGAUCACCUUCAUCGCGUGGUCCCCAGAUGAUGCCGGAAUCCAGCCCAAGAUGGUCUACGCCUCCUCCAAAGACGCCCUCAAGCGCGCUCUGAACGGAAUUGCUACCGAGUUCCAAGCAAACGACGAAGACGACAUUGAGUAUCAAUCCGUCCUCGCAAAGGUCAGCAAGGGUCUGGCAUAA
Messenger RNA from Lachnellula hyalina, 504 nucleotides. It is a transcript of the gene COF1, whose product is annotated as Cofilin. The record is from RefSeq and is a predicted model, not a curated record. NCBI's taxonomy places the organism in Eukaryota, Fungi, Ascomycota, Leotiomycetes, Helotiales, Lachnaceae. The transcript is spliced from 4 exons. Bases 1 to 504 code for a protein of 167 amino acids. Gene Ontology annotation, cellular component: actin cytoskeleton; actin cortical patch; cytoplasm. Gene Ontology annotation, molecular function: actin filament binding. Gene Ontology annotation, biological process: cell motility; actin filament severing; actin filament depolymerization.